Molecule: messenger RNA, 696 nt
Organism: Lindgomyces ingoldianus
Lineage: Eukaryota; Fungi; Ascomycota; Dothideomycetes; Pleosporales; Lindgomycetaceae
Exons: 2
Coding region: 32-622 (196 amino acids)
Source: RefSeq, a predicted model, not a curated record
CCAACAUUGAAGAUUCUUCCCUGGGAACACCAUGGCAAUUCAUAUAGUCAUGCAUAAUCGCAUCCGUAUGGACCUCCUCUACCUCCUGCGUUGGAACCUCUUGGCCGACCUAAACGAAAUUACAAUUGUUGUUCCCGAUCAAGCGAUACCUUCCCCUUUCUUUAGCCAUGCCUCUGCGGAUGAGAGCUUUGCCAUACCGCCCUUGAGUCGUGUGGAAGUAACUAUUUCGGACUGCGUCACUAAACGUGACUUCGAUAAACGUCCGGAUCCAUUUCGAUCUCAGCCCCCACCUUUGCUUAUAAUCCACGAGGAUGAUCAGCCUAUUACCUUGAAACAAUUUGUCACCAAAGUCCAUGCGUACCUGAACCAUCACAUGGACGAGAUCAAGAGGGUCAAGGGCGAUUGCUAUAGAGAAUCCAUCGAACAAGGCCGCUUAUACUUGCCCGACAGUGUUGGAUUUUUUUUCAAGAGCGUCUACGCUAACGCGCCAGUGGAUAACAAAGACCUUAUCCGAGUCGCCGUCGCUGUGUUCGCUGACAGCGAGUUCGGCCUCUCCGUAGACCGACUUUGGGCCAGUAAUCUACGGUAUACUGACUGGCAUGAAAAUGAUCGCCAAGAAUAACAAAUGCCUACUGUCUCUGUUUUGCCGCUCGGGAGAUGAAAAGCCUAAAACCCGUCCCUUAACCUAACCCUAAC